Molecule: messenger RNA, 1077 nt
Organism: Rosa rugosa (rugosa rose)
Lineage: Eukaryota; Viridiplantae; Streptophyta; Magnoliopsida; Rosales; Rosaceae
Exons: 3
Coding region: 114-977 (287 amino acids)
Source: RefSeq, a predicted model, not a curated record
UUCAAAGGUUGUGUUGCACGCUUGAGAGUUUAAAUUUAUUAAAAGAUGAUCGGCAUGUAGGCAUUCAAGAGGCCGUGGCUAUUUUCUUAUAUAUAGUAUCUCAUAGUGAGCGCAUGAGAAUGGCUGCUGAGCGCUUUCAACGGUCAAAAGAUACUAUUCAUCGACAAUUUAAGCGUGUAUUAGCAGCCUUGUGUAAGUUAUCACCACAGAUCAUACGUCCUCAAAGUCAAGGAGAAACACCUCCAGAAAUUUUGAACAAUCCAAAGUUUUAUCCAUAUUUCGAGAAAUGUAUUGGGGCAAUUGAUGGAACACAUGUCGCUGCAUGGGCCCCGGCUCAGAAACAAACUUCGUAUCGUGGUAGGAAGGUCCUUGUUACCCAAAAUGUCAUGUGUGCAUGCUCCUUUGACAUGAUGUUCACCUUUGUUUACACUGGAUGGGAAGGGACUGCGAAUGAUUCUAGGGUCUUUGCAGAUGCAGUGACCAGGCCAGAGAAUAAAUUUCCAUUUCCAAAUGAAGGAUAUUAUUAUGUGGUGGAUGCUGGAUAUACAAACAUGCCAGGAUUCUUAGCUCCUUAUCGAGGUGAGAGGUAUCAUUUGCGUGAUUACAGAGGACCUCGUCAUACACCAAGAGGCCCUAGGGAGUUGUUCAAUUACAGACAUUCUUCAUUGCGAAAUGUGAUUGAGCGAUGUUUUGGUGUACUGAAAGCACGUUUUCCAAUUUUAAAAUAUAUGCCUAAUUAUCCUCCAAGAAGACAACGACGUAUCCCUAUUGCAUGUUGUGUUUUACACAAUUUUAUUCGGAAGGAAGCUCGUCGCGACAGAUUGUUUGAAGCUUUUGAUGUAGAAGAUAUGAUUUUUGAGGAGGAAAACAGUACACCAGCGAACUUAGAUAUGUCACAAGAGAACCUUGCACAAAUGGCUAAUGUUAGAAAUGAAAUUGCAGAAGACUUGUGGCAAGAUUUUAUUCCUCACCCUUAGAAGUUCGGUGAUAGUAGAUUUUUAAUUCAAUUUUUGUUGGGAUGAUAUGAUGAUAUGACAACUUUGUUUUGAAGAUUUUGAGGAAAUAAUUUUAAAUUUA